This is a messenger RNA of Malurus melanocephalus (red-backed fairy wren), 2523 nucleotides long. RefSeq names its product myosin ID (gene MYO1D). Gene Ontology annotation, molecular function: ATP binding; microfilament motor activity; actin filament binding. Bases 1 to 2523 code for a protein of 840 amino acids. The record is from RefSeq and is a predicted model, not a curated record. Gene Ontology annotation, biological process: actin filament organization; vesicle transport along actin filament. NCBI's taxonomy places the organism in Eukaryota, Metazoa, Chordata, Aves, Passeriformes, Maluridae. Gene Ontology annotation, cellular component: microvillus; plasma membrane; myosin complex. The transcript has 17 exons.
AUGGACAGAAGARUUCACCUGAUGGCCUGGGCAGCUGCCUGUCCUGAGCUCUGCAUUUGUCUGAUUGCUGCCUUCUGUCUCCUCCUGAGCAGGUUCGAGAAGGGCCGGAUUUACACCUUCAUCGGGGAGGUGGUUGUGUCCAUGAACCCCUACAAGAACCUCAACAUCUACGGGCGGGACACCAUCGAGCAGUACAAGGGCAGGGAGCUCUACGAGCGGCCUCCCCACCUCUUUGCCAUCGCCGAUGCCGCUUACAAAGCCAUGAAGAGACGAUCCAAAGACACCUGCAUUGUCAUCUCAGGUGAAAGCGGGGCUGGGAAAACUGAGGCCAGUAAAUACAUUAUGCAGUACAUAGCAGCCAUCACCAACCCCGGGCAGAGGGCUGAGGUGGAGAGAGUGAAGAACAUCCUGCUGAAAUCCAACUGCGUGUUGGAGGCCUUCGGUAACGCCAAAACGAACCGCAAUGACAAUUCCAGCCGCUUUGGAAAAUACAUGGACAUCAACUUCGAUUUCAAGGGAGACCCCAUCGGUGGGCACAUCAAUAAUUACCUGCUGGAAAAGUCCCGUGUGAUCRUACAGCAACCCGGGGAACGAAGCUUCCACUCCUUCUACCAGCUCCUGCAGGGAGGUUCUGAGCAGCUCCUGCGUUCUCUGCAUCUCCAGAAGGAUACAUCAGCCUACAGCUACAUCUGCCCUGGGGCACAGCUCAAGUGUUCCAUCAACGAUGGGGCUGAGUUCAAGGCGGUCGCUGACGCCAUGAAAGUGAUUGGCUUCAAGCAGGAGGAGAUCCAGACUGUCUACAAAAUUGUGGCUGCCAUUCUGCACCUGGGGAACCUGAAGUUCUCGGUGGAUGGAGACACUCCCAUCAUCGAGAAUGGGAAGGUGGUGUCAGUCAUUGCUGAGCUCCUGUCCACCAAGGCCGAGCUGGUGGAGAAGGCGCUGCUGUUCCGCACGGUGGCCACGGGCAGGGACGUCAUCGACAAGCAGCACACGGAGCAGGAGGCCACCUACGGCAGGGAUGCCUUUGCCAAGGCCAUCUACGAGCGUCUCUUCUGCUGGAUCGUCACCCACAUCAACGAUGUCAUCGAGGUGAAGAACUAUGACACCACAGUGCACGGCAAGAACACGGUCAUUGGGGUCCUGGAUAUCUACGGCUUUGAGAUAUUUGACAAUAACAGCUUUGAGCAAUUCUGCAUUAAUUACUGCAAUGAAAAACUGCAGCAGCUCUUCAUUCAGCUGGUUCUAAAGCAGGAGCAGGAGGAGUACCAGCGAGAGGGAAUUCCCUGGAAGCAUAUCGAUUAUUUUAACAACCAGGUCAUCGUGGACCUGGUGGAGCARCAGCACAAAGGGAUCAUUGCCAUUCUGGACGACGCCUGCAUGAACGUGGGCAAAGUCACAGAUGAGAUGUUCCUCGAGGCCCUCAACAACAAACUGGGCAAACACGCGCACUUCUCCAGCAGGAAGCUUUGUGCAACGGACAAAACGCUGGAGUUCGACAGAGACUUCCGGAUCAAGCACUACGCCGGGGAUGUGAUUUAUUCAGUCACUGGAUUUAUUGACAAAAACAAGGACACUUUAUUUCAAGACUUCAAACGCCUCAUGUACAACAGCUCCAACCCUGUGUUGAAGAUGAUGUGGCCUGAGGGGAAACUGAGCAUCACCGAGGUCACCAAGAGGCCUCUGACAGCGGCGACUCUGUUCAAGAACUCCAUGAUUGCACUGGUGGACAACCUGGCACUGAAGGAGCCCUAYUAUGUGCGCUGCAUCAAACCCAAYGACAAGAAGUCUCCSCAGCUCUUCGACGAGGAGCGCUGCCGGCACCAGGUCGAGUACCUGGGGCUGCUGGAGAACGUGCGGGUGCGCCGGGCCGGCUUCGCCUACCGCCAGACCUACGAGAAGUUCCUGCACAGGUACAAGAUGAUCUCAGAAUUCACCUGGCCCAACCAUGACCUGCCCUCGGACAAGGACGCAGUGAGGAAACUCAUCGAGUGCCAUGGCUUCCAGCACGACGUGGCCUACGGCAAGACCAAGCUCUUCAUCCGCACACCACGGACCCUGUUCACCCUGGAGGAGCUGCAUGCCAAGAUGCUCGUCAGGAUUGUCCUCUUCCUGCAGAAGGAAGGACUCGGAGGGUGUCUCUGGCAGCUCCAGGCUGUGGGGCUGAGCCAGGGCUCAUUUUGUGGCAGGUGGAGAGCGGCCGAGCUCAUCCGGAGCGUCCCCCCGGAGCUGCUGCCUCAGCUGAGGGCCAAGGUGGCUGCCAUGGAGCUGCUGAAGGGCCACAGGGCUGACAUCGGCCUCCAGAGAGCCUGGCAGGGCAACUACAUUGCCCUGGUGAGUGCAGGGGAGCGGGCCUUGCGGGGCUGGAAGGAGAAGCGCACUCUGCACGUCAGUGUCACCAACCCGGUGCAGUGCAGCCUGCACGGCAGGAAAUGCACCGUCUCCGUGGAGACCAAGAUCAACCAAGCCCAGCCGGACUUCACCAAGCACCGCUCCGGCUUCGUGCUCUGCGUGCCGGGCAAUUAA